ACUAAUGGUUCUUUUUGCUGCCAAUGCAUACGAAGUUGAUGCUGCAGAUGUUGAGUUAUUCACUAGUGACUCACAAGAAGAGUAUGCUUUAAAUGAUGUUGCAUAUGAAAACAACGAUGAAGAAAAUGAUGAUGAGUAUGAGAUUGAAGACAAUGAAGAAGAAGAAAAUGUAGAGGAUGACAUAGAGGAAGAAGAAGAAAAUGAAGAAGAAAAUGAAGACAUUGAAGACAUGAAUGAAUUUGAUAAUGAUGACUAUGAAGAAUAUCAACUUGGUGAUAAUGAAGAAGAUAUGUUCCUUGAUGAUGACCUUGAUGCUGAACUUGAUGAAGAUCUUGAGGCUCUUGAAGGAGAAGAAGAUGAUGAUGAUGAGGAAGAAGAAGAAAAUGAAGAAGAGAUUGAAGAUGUUGAUGAAACUGAAGAUAUAGAAUAUUCUUUGACUGAUGAUUAUUUAACAUAUUAUGCAAGCCGUUAUUAUGUUGACCCAUUCGCCCAAUUCUUUGAUGGGUUCUCAGGUACUCUCCCAGGUAUGCCAUAUGCAUUCUAAUUUCAGCGUUUGUUUAAUGCAUAAAUUAGAACAACUGAAAUCAGUUAAUAUUUAUUUCUUUUACUAAGAUUUUUAU
Entamoeba histolytica HM-1:IMSS is the source of this 620-nucleotide messenger RNA. RefSeq lists its product as uncharacterized. Bases 5 to 544 code for a protein of 179 amino acids. The transcript has 2 exons. The record is from RefSeq and is a predicted model, not a curated record. Lineage: Eukaryota; Evosea; Mastigamoebida; Endamoebidae.